AUGGCUCCCGAGCUAAGCACCUUCGAAGCUCGAAGGAGAGCAAAUGUGGUUAACAAUGCCAAGUUGCUAAAAGAAUCGGCCGAGGUCGCAGCAAAGAUGCGCAAGGCCGCAGCUCCGCCGCCGAGAGCAACUACAUCCAAGAAGAGAAGAGCUGUCGAACCAGCCCCUCGUACCCGUAUUAUGCCUACUCGUCAGAGCGCAAGACUCGCCGGAGCUGGUGCCGAACCAAGUCUCAAACUUGAAGAUGUACCUGCUGAGUUGAAGCCGCCCGAACCCAAACGUAUUCGCACAAGUGGUGAUUUGCAACUGUCAAAUCUUCAAGUCGAAGGCCAGAGAUGGUCAAGUACCAAUGCUCUCGCUUCGUUCGUUCAAGGCGCUCAACCAGGUGUUCGAACAUUCACCGAGGAUGAUAUCAAAGAUACCUCGGACAGCAAGCUGAAGGACCUCAGAAAGGAGAUGGGCGAUCUUACGCUCUACGAUGGCUGGGUCCCGAACGAUAUCAAAAUUACCCCUGAUCGUGUAUAUUCUCUCACGUUUCACCCCAUACAAGAUAAACCGAUUAUCCUCGCAGGUGAUAAGAAGGGCACGUUAGGCUUUUUCGACGCAUCGCAGGAAAAGCCCACCUAUCCCGAUGAGGAUGACGAAGAUGUCGAUAUUCCUCUACCUCAAGUAGGUGCCUUCGAAGUACAUAGCAGGACUAUCACUUCCAUAAAAGUGCCCAUAUUCGAUCCAAAUUCAGUCAUCACUAGCUCUUACGACUCGUCAAUACGUUGCCUAGAUUUACAGUCGCAAGUUAGCACCCAGCUAUGGCAACCCGAUGACGACGAUAUCGAUAUGGGUAUCUCGUGUAUUGACCUAUCGCCCGAAGCUAAAGACAUCAUCCUCUUCUCAACUCUGGAAGGUACUUUUGGAAGAGUUGAUAGGCGUGCGAAGACCAAAGCAGAAAUCUGGAGCCUAUCUGAUAAUAAGAUCGGCGGCUUUUCCCUAAACCCUCUCCUACCUUACCUUGUAGCGACAGCAUCGCUUGAUAGGACAUUAAAGAUAUGGGACUUGAGAAUGAUCAAGGGCAAAGGGGAUCUUCGUCGUCCCUCAUUACUAGGCGAACACCAAUCUCGAUUAUCUGUAUCGCAUGCUUCAUGGAGUCGAAGUGGCUACUUAGCAACAUCAUCAUACGACGACACGGUUAAAGUCUACGAUAUGACAGACGCGAUGAAAUGGAAGUCUGACCAAGACCUGUCCGCCAAGCAGAUGAAGCCGGCACACGUAAUUCCGCAUAAUAAUCAGACAGGCCGCUGGGUAACUAUUCUCAAGCCGCAAUGGCAGAUCAACCCGGCGGACGGUGUAGAGAAGUUCGCCAUCGCCAAUAUGAACCGGUUCGUUGAUAUUUACGACAGCAAGGGAAAGCAGCUCGGUCAGCUGGACGGCGAAGGAAUUACCGCAGUGCCUGCAGUCGCAGAGUUUCAUCCUACAUUGAAUUGGCUGGCUGGCGGGACUUCCAGUGGAAAGUUAUGUCUCUGGAUGUAA
Daldinia childiae is the source of this 1524-nucleotide messenger RNA. Its product is annotated as DNA damage-binding protein cmr1. The transcript has 3 exons. Bases 1 to 1524 code for a protein of 507 amino acids. Gene Ontology annotation, molecular function: DNA binding; protein binding. Lineage: Eukaryota; Fungi; Ascomycota; Sordariomycetes; Xylariales; Hypoxylaceae. Gene Ontology annotation, cellular component: nucleus. The record is from RefSeq and is a predicted model, not a curated record. Gene Ontology annotation, biological process: regulation of DNA damage checkpoint.